GAAUUCACAUCUUUCAAUGGUUUAUUACUGUUGAGGUCAGUGAUGGUGGCUCUGUGAAGGGAUCGAUGAGAUUUGGAGCCAAUGGAAAGGAUUAUAUUAGUUUAGACCCAGACAGAAUGAGAUGGAUCGUAACCAAUCACUUUGCAGUGAUGACGAAAGAGGAAUGGGAUUCCGAUGAAUCCUGGAACAAUUACUGGGAUACACAGCUGCAUGGAAUCUUUGUUGAGCAUUUAAAGAGAUAUCUGGAAGCUGGAAAGGAAUAUUUCAGAAGGAAAUUUCAGCCUGAAGUGUUCAUCUCCAGGAGGGAGCCCAAUCGUCAGGACAAGCCGCUCACUCUCUCCUGCCUGGUCACUGGGUUUUAUCCUGUAGACAUCGAGGUGACCUGGCUAAGGAAUGGAGAGGUCAUGUCUGAGACCCAAUCCUCGGGGGUACGACUGAACCACGAUGGGACCCAUCAGAUCCAGAAAGAGAUUGAGAUCAAUGCUGGGGAUGAGAAUCCAUACUCCUGUCAAAGUGAACACAGCAGCCUGGCAGAGGGCAAGGGACUGGAAU
Molecule: messenger RNA, 552 nt
Organism: Chiloscyllium plagiosum (whitespotted bambooshark)
Lineage: Eukaryota; Metazoa; Chordata; Chondrichthyes; Orectolobiformes; Hemiscylliidae
Source: RefSeq, a predicted model, not a curated record